Penicillium macrosclerotiorum is the source of this 2661-nucleotide messenger RNA. Its product is annotated as putative Ras guanyl-nucleotide exchange factor RasGEF. Gene Ontology annotation, cellular component: plasma membrane. Gene Ontology annotation, molecular function: guanyl-nucleotide exchange factor activity. The coding region runs from base 1 to 2661 and encodes 886 amino acids. NCBI's taxonomy places the organism in Eukaryota, Fungi, Ascomycota, Eurotiomycetes, Eurotiales, Aspergillaceae. The transcript has 6 exons. The record is from RefSeq and is a predicted model, not a curated record. Gene Ontology annotation, biological process: positive regulation of GTPase activity; Ras protein signal transduction.
AUGACUUCCCAACAGUUUCGCCGCGAGCGGGCCUCGAGCGAUAGAGCGCAGGCGAUGCCGGCCGGGGUCCCGCCUCGCCCCGGGAUGGGGAGCCGCACCUCAUCUGCUCCAGCAGGGGGAUUAUGCAAAAUCGAUUCUGGCUGGAAACCCAAUGCCGGCCCGAGGGUCGGACAUGCUUUGGUGGAGGAGGAUGAAGGAUCUCCGGGGACGAGCCAGGACGGUCUGGCUCGCUCACGUUCCCGGCACCGAGGCGAUGAGGAAUCCUCGAAAACCAGCUUACCGGAAGUGACGAUUGCUGUGGUGGGAGAAGAGAAUGCCGGCAAGACCAGCUUUAUUCGAUGCGCGCUCGAUAUGAAGGCCACCCCGUCAUCGGUGUCGACGAAAAAGAAAAUGUCGCUGGACGGGGCGGUUUAUAUUGUGCGGUUGCUGGAGCUCGAGCUGCAGACUAUAACUCUCAGUCAUGAUAGGAAGAUUGGCUGGCCACGGAUGGGCAAGGAUAACGCAGUCCCGAUCAUCGACGGCGUUCUGCUCUUGCAUGACGCCACUCAACCGGAUAAGCUCGAGGAAACGGUCGCCAUGGCUGACGCCUUGGAAGCAUCGCCUCUUCCAUUCCUGCUGGUUGCCUGCAAAUGCGAUUUACGCCCGGAGGAUAGCGAACUAGGUGCGAUCCAUGACCGAUUUGAGAUCUAUCGAACUUCGCCCGAGUCGCCGCGGUCUCAACAGAUGUGUAUUGCACUGGUUCUGCGGAACGUUAUUGCCAAUAGAACUGGCGGCUCAUCGUCGGUCUCCGAUCGAACUGUCGAUGGGAACGGUCGUCACCGUCCGCCCACCGACCAUCCCUUCCCCUCCAACCUGGCGCAACAGUAUGCUUCCAGUUCGUCUCGAAAUGCCAGGAGUAAUUCCCAGCCAAUCCCCCCGCAAACUCCUCCUUCUGGGACGCGGCUGAAUCCACGUCGACCCUCUGCACAAGGAGAUUACUCUCCAACCAAAGAACACGACCGCAAGCAACUACAGACCGCCUGGCGGCAUAGCGGAGGCUCGGACGCCUUUAACAGUUUUUUGAACAUGGACGACGAGAUGGAAGAAGGUGGACAGACUGCUAGCCCCCGCGCUGUCGUGCGCCCCAAGCCGAGCAGCGAGAGCAAUUCCAGCGCAGAAACGGGACUGAGCUUUGAUGAGCUUGUCGAUCGUCUUGUCGCCCUGCCCAUGUCGAAGCAGGACUCGAAGUUUGGAUCCAUCUUCCUCUGCCUUUAUCGUAAAUUUGCUGCCCCCGCGACGCUUCUCAACGCCUUGAUCAAUAGGUUUGAGAAGAAUGAAACCAGCAACGUUGAUCAACUUGCUCGCAUGGUCGAUCAACUCCGACUAUUGAACGUGGUCGCCUUGUGGGCCUCUGAAUACCCUGGCGAUUUUGCCUAUCCUAAAACGCGGAAACGCAUUAAUGACUUUGUCACCACUCUUGAAAAGAGUCAUUUCUAUAUGUUUGCAGCCAAGGAGAUCGGUUCUUAUCUCGACUCCAAUACCGAAGACGACGACGUGGGCUGGGCAUUCCGCGACGGCGAUGUCGAUGAAUCCAGCCUUACUGAGACAUUUUUCGACAAUUCAGGCCGCAGUUCCCCAGUCCCCUUCCUGACUGCCACAUACGAAGAUGAGGAUGAAGAGGAAGAAGACCCGAUUUACCACAUGAGCGCGCUAGACCUCAGCGACGGACCGCAUGAUUCCACAUCGCGUCUUUCAGGAACCUUAUCGAUUUCAUCUAGCACCGACAAACCUUCAAGCACACUCAACCAAUCCUUCACAAUGUUGACUUUGGAAGCUGCGCAGAAAGAAUCCCUGCGCUUGGAAUUGACAUGUCGAACUUUACUUGGCAAAGUCCAAUGGCGUUACUUCAUGGAGACUCCCGAUGAGGAAUUCGCCCGUGAAUUGACCCGUAUCGAUUGGGUCAUGUACAACUCCUUCCGGCCCCGUGAUCUCGUGCGCCAUGUGAGCAUCUCCGGCAUGGAUAAAGACAAGAUCCGAAGCCUCCACAAUGUCAAUCGGAUGAUCAAACAAUUCAAUCAUCUAGCAUUUUUCGUGGCGAGCAUGAUCCUCCUUCGGGAUAAACCUAAGCAUCGCGCCCGGUGCUUGGAAAAGUUCAUGUCUAUCGCAGCGAAACUUCGCCGCCAAAACAAUUACAAUGCUCUAGGUGCCGUGAUCGCCGCCAUCAACGGCACGCCGGUCCUUCGAUUGACCCAAACUAGGGAACUUAUUCCUAUUGCAACUCAAAAAGAGUUCAUGCGGUUGGUGAUUCUCAUGGGCACUCAGCGAAGCCAUUUUGCCUAUCGGCUUGCAUGGGAAAAUUCGUUCUCGGAGCGCAUCCCGUUUCUUCCUCUGCAUCGCCGCGAUUUGGUCUCCGCCGAAGAAGGAAAUAAGACUUUUGUGGGCGAGAACAAAUCUCGUAUCAAUUGGAAGAAGUUUGAGGUCAUGGGCGAAAUCGUCCUUGGUAUUCAGCGCAGCCAGAAAACUCCUCACCCCCAGGCCCAGAGAUUUGACGACGUGGAACGGUUAAUUUUGGACUCUAAGCUCUCCGGUGAUGAGGAGGACCUCUAUGCCCGCAGCAUGCAAGUCGAACCAUCGACCGGCAGCGAAACCGGGCGAAAGAAGUUUGGUUGGCUACGUGCCUAA